Molecule: messenger RNA, 1329 nt
Organism: Anopheles nili
Lineage: Eukaryota; Metazoa; Arthropoda; Insecta; Diptera; Culicidae
Product: leucine-rich repeat and immunoglobulin-like domain-containing nogo receptor-interacting protein 1
Exons: 2
Coding region: 1-1329 (442 amino acids)
Cellular component (GO): voltage-gated potassium channel complex
Molecular function (GO): potassium channel activator activity; transmembrane transporter binding; voltage-gated potassium channel activity
Source: RefSeq, a predicted model, not a curated record
AUGAGUGCAACCUGGCGUGUGGUGGUAUUCGUGGCGAUACUAUGGCGGUUCUGCUACAAUAAGCAUCUAUUCGCUCAUUGCUGUCCUCUAGAGUGCAUCUGUUUAUCGCAAACGCAGGUCAUGUGCAACACCGGUGCAUUGCGCGAGAUCCCACUCAAAGCCAUCCCGGUGACGGUGGAGCAGCUUUCCCUCACGAAGAACUACUUCCCGAUAAUCAAAAGUGACGCAUUCGGGGGAUUGCGCGCGCUCCGGAAACUGUCACUCGAUGGCAACAACAUCACCACCAUCAAACCGUUUGCGUUCCGUGGUCUUCCGCGGUUGCGAGACCUUUCGAUUCAGCACACGCCACUCGCGACGGUCGCUUCGUUUGCGUUCGCUGGGUUGCAGAACGUGUCACAGAUUUUACUCUCACACAACAAGAUCCUGCGCAUCGAGGGGUACGCUUUUGCUGGGGCCGUCAACAUCCGGUUGAUCCAUCUCGGCGACAACCCGACCGUCACGAUCGAGACGAACGCCUUCUCGAGCCUCAGCAACGUCGAUCGGCUCAUACUGCCCUCUGGCAUUCGGUCGAUAGAACCGGACGCGUUCUACGGGCUCGAAACGGUCAGCUACUUGAAACUGUCGUUCAUGGACUUGGCCACCCUCGAACCGUACACCUUCCGGGGGCUGACGAACGUGAAGCUGCUUUCACUGCAGGAAUCCGAUCUGGGCAUCAUUCGAGCCGGAGCAUUCGAUGGGCUGGUACAUGUGGAGCUGCUCAACAUCCUCAACAACAAGAUCGACGCGAUCCAGGAGCUCAACAUCACGGCUGCCAAUCGGAUUCGAGUGCUGCGGAUACAGGGCAACCAUCUGCUCGAGACGCCGGAUAGUGGCUCGAUCGUGCUCGAGGGCAUCGAGACGCUGCAUGUAAAUAGCAAUUACUUCCCGUGUGGUUGCCACAUCCACACGCUUCUAGAUAGUCCGCUCGCGAACGGAAGCUACACGUCGCACGGUGGCGCCUCCGGUGACUUCCUGUCCAAGAACUACUGCAUCUCUCCGCUUGAGGUUAACGGGCUGCCGAUGAGCGCGAUCGAUCUCUACUCGAUCGGACGCUGUCUGGAGCAGGUCACACGUGAAAACUUCGAAGCGUCCAAUUCGGCUGGUGCAAACUCCUGGCGAGGGAUAUCGUGGCGUUGGUGGAACUCCGGGCAGAGCAGUCGUGUUCGUUUUCACCGAUCCAAGACGCUCAUCGAAGCCGUCUCGUCAGCCGUGCGGUUUCUGACGCGAUCGCCCCUGCCCUCGAUGGUAUUGAUUUGGUGUUUUCAAAAUUUUAGCUUAAAAAUCAGUUGA